Messenger RNA from Protopterus annectens (West African lungfish), 1319 nucleotides. It is a transcript of the gene HMGCL, whose product is annotated as 3-hydroxy-3-methylglutaryl-CoA lyase. Gene Ontology annotation, biological process: L-leucine catabolic process; ketone body biosynthetic process. The coding region runs from base 66 to 1058 and encodes 330 amino acids. The record is from RefSeq and is a predicted model, not a curated record. Gene Ontology annotation, molecular function: hydroxymethylglutaryl-CoA lyase activity. Lineage: Eukaryota; Metazoa; Chordata; Ceratodontiformes; Protopteridae. The transcript has 9 exons.
CCAUUUUGAACGCGUCAUAACUAUCGACGACCACAAUCGUUGAAGUAGGUGGUGUAGGAUUAAGGAUGGCAGCACGGAUAUUAUUUCGUAGGCAGUUAUGUCCUGUUCCGGGAAGGCGUCUGCUAGUGGCCGGUUCCGGGACUGGAUAUGUUGCAAAUCCACCCCUCCCUUCUCGAGUGAAAAUUGUGGAAGUAGGACCAAGAGAUGGACUUCAAAAUGAAAAGACUGUAGUUCCCACAGAAGUGAAAAUUAAACUGAUCAACAUGCUUUCUGAAGCAGGCCUGCCAGUCAUUGAAGCGACCAGUUUUGUGUCCCCAAAGUGGGUCCCACAGAUGGCAGACCAGAUUGAUGUGAUGAAGGGAAUUAUUAAGUAUCAGAAUGUUAGUUAUCCUGUACUGACACCGAAUCUCAAGGGCUUUCAAGCAGCAGUGGCUGCAGGAGCCAAGGAGGUGUCUAUUUUUGGAGCAGCAUCUGAACAGUUUAGUCAGAAGAAUAUCAAUUGCUCAAUUGAGGAGAGUUUGCAGAGGUUCAGUGAUGUCAUGAAAGCUGCAAAGGAGGCCAACAUUCCAGUUCGUGGGUACAUCUCCUGCGUUCUUGGUUGCCCCUAUGAAGGCGUAGUUGCUCCUUCCAAAGUAGCUGAAGUAGCCAAGAAACUUUACUCCAUGGGUUGCUAUGAAAUUUCACUAGGAGAUACCAUUGGAGUUGGGACUCCAGGCAAUAUGGCAAAGAUGCUUUCUGCAGUAAUUAAAGAAGUACCUGUUAAUUGUCUUGCUGUGCAUUGUCAUGACACCUAUGGACAGGCUCUGGCUAAUAUCCUUGUGGCUUUGCAGCUGGGCGUUAGUGUGGUUGACUCUUCAGUUGCUGGUCUUGGUGGGUGCCCAUAUGCCAAGGGAGCUUCUGGGAACGUGGCCACUGAAGAUGUUGUGUACAUGCUAAAUGGACUUAAUAUUCAGACUGGUGUGAACCUACAGAAAUUGAUGGAUGCUGGUGCCUUUAUCUGCAGUUCUCUGAAUAGGAGGUCGGGAUCUAAAGUUGCCCAAGCUUUAUGCAGAUUAUGAGAAGGUUUCCUGUGACCUGGUACAUUCUGGGAUAUGAAGACAGAACAAAACUAAAAUGAUGAACAGGCUCAGAAGAAAUAAAAUCUGCUAUCCGGGAGCACCCAACAGCUAAAUAUUUCAUCAUAUGAUUGAAUGCUAGCAAGUGGUUUUACCUUAGGAACAUAUACCUCUCAACCUCUUAGAGCAAAAAAUUUGGACAAAGCCAUGAAUAUUGGGGGGGACAAAGGCCCAAAAAUAGGGGCAAUUUUUAAAUAUUGCUCU